UUUUUUUUUUGUUUUUAGUCUGUGAUCUACGGUGUUGAAUUGAUUGAAGUCGAUUGCUUGCAUUUUGAUUACUUUUGCAAACCAACCAAGCCGUAGCUGUGCGGUGUUGUAGCUAUAAAUAAUGAUAAAAUUAUAGUAUAAUUACAUCUCACUCCCUAACACUUGCCAAAUAAUGUGUAAUAACGUAACCUUAUUGUACAAGUGAGCCCUUGUUGGUUGAGUGCAACGAUUGAUUCGGUGCUCUAAAUUUCUUAUAAAAUGGAUAUCCUGGAAAGAAUUUACCGUAACUUCAGAAGUCAGGUACUCAAUUUACCGGCAACUAUACCUAAGACUGUAGAUUUCGUUAAUAAAUCUGUAAGUAAAGUGAGAGUACCACCAUUCAAUAAAGACAAUGUUCUAUACUAUUAUUUACCAAUACAAGGGCUGGUUAGUUACACAACACUCUCUGUGAGUGUAAUGAAUCCACAUCUAAUGGUCAGGUUAUUUCCACGUAGAGAUAUAACGGAUGUGUUAUUCUUGACUGCUGGUGGUGGAGCCGGUCUAUGGCUAUGGGCCCGACCGCACAUGGCAGCUGCUGCUCCUGCAAGAAGGUUUUCAUGGGCAUUCCUUGGUGGGUGUCUAUGGCCAUUAGGAUCUAUAUUCUUGUGGGCAAUUUUGAGAAGUUCAGUGGGGCAGAGACCUAUCUUAGGCACAAUCCUAGGUAUUACAACGGGAGCUAUGCUUACCAACAUUGCAAUGGACUAUUUUCACUAUGUAGAGCUUAUGUUUUGUGGGGAAGUACAUCUCCCAGAAGAAACUUACUCUCCCAAUAGUGAUGAUGAAAAAUAUGAUAUUGACUUGUAGAGUUGCACUCUGCUGCUUUAUGUACACAAAUUUAUAAAUAAGUGAGAAUGUUUUAUGGCAUUAUUUGGUAGCAGUUAUGGGAAAAAUGUUUGCAUAAUUUUAAAAACUCAAUUUUAUAUAUGUAAUUCUAUGCACUAUGUAAUUGUUGAUGUGGUCACUUCAUGUUAUUAUAUCUAGUCUUCAAUGUGCUUAUAAUAAAUUAUUUCAGUUCAAAUAAA
Molecule: messenger RNA, 1061 nt
Organism: Ostrinia nubilalis (European corn borer)
Lineage: Eukaryota; Metazoa; Arthropoda; Insecta; Lepidoptera; Crambidae
Exons: 2
Coding region: 259-843 (194 amino acids)
Source: RefSeq, a predicted model, not a curated record